Molecule: messenger RNA, 1685 nt
Organism: Pseudonaja textilis
Lineage: Eukaryota; Metazoa; Chordata; Lepidosauria; Squamata; Elapidae
Gene: SLC7A10
Product: solute carrier family 7 member 10
Biological process (GO): D-alanine transmembrane transport; D-serine transmembrane transport
Cellular component (GO): membrane
Molecular function (GO): L-amino acid transmembrane transporter activity; neutral L-amino acid transmembrane transporter activity
Source: RefSeq, a predicted model, not a curated record
AUGGCUGGCGAGAACCACCAGCAGCAGCAGCAGCAGCAGCGGACCCUCCGGAAGAAGAGCAUCGCGGCGCAGCAGCCGCCGUCUCCGCCGCCGCCGCCGCCGGCUCCUCCGCUCGCCAACAGCCCCAGCGCCCCGCAAGCCCCCAGCCCGGAGAGCGGCGACACGGAGCGGGUGGCGCUCAAGAAGGAGAUCGGCUUGGUCAGCGCCUGUGCCAUCAUCGUAGGUAACAUUAUUGGUUCGGGCAUCUUUAUUUCACCCAAAGGAGUUCUUGAGCAUUCUGGGUCAGUGGGACUCGCACUCAUAAUAUGGAUACUUGGAGGUGGGAUCUCAGCGCUUGGGUCCCUCUGUUACGCGGAAUUGGGAGUUACCAUCCCUAAAUCAGGAGGCGACUACUCCUACGUCACUGAGAUUUUCGGUGGAUUAGCUGGAUUUCUGCUGCUAUGGAGCGCGGUCCUUAUCAUGUACCCAACUAGCCUGGCUGUUAUUGCUUUGACUUUUUCUAACUAUGUGCUACAACCAAUGUUUCCCAAUUGCAUCCCGCCCUACAAAGCUUCACGAGUCCUUUCCAUGGUGUGUUUAUCACUGUUGACUUGGGUGAACAGCUCCAGUGUUCGGUGGGCCACACGAAUCCAGGACAUCUUCACAGGAGGAAAACUCUUGGCUUUGGGUCUUAUCAUAACUGUUGGCUUUGUGCAGAUCUUCAAAGAAAACUAUGAAGCAUUAAUACCAAGCAAUGCAUUCAGCUUCUGGAUGACCCCAUCUGUGGGACAUUUGGCGCUAGCAUUUCUCCAAGGUUCCUUUGCAUUCAGUGGGUGGAAUUUCUUAAAUUACGUGACAGAAGAACUGGUUGAUCCACGCAAGAAUCUACCCCGUGCCAUAUUUAUCUCCAUUCCCCUGGUGACUUUUGUAUACACCUUCACCAAUGUUGCAUAUUUCACGGCCAUGUCACCCCAAGAACUCCUGUCUUCCAAUGCUGUGGCGGUCACAUUUGGUGAGAAGUUACUGGGCUAUUUUUCCUGGGUUAUGCCAGUGUCUGUGGCAUUGUCUACAUUUGGAGGAAUAAAUGGAUACCUUUUUACCUCCUCAAGGCUGUGUUUCGCUGGUGCCCGAGAAGGUCAUUUACCGAGUCUUCUGGCCAUGAUCCAUGUCAAAAAUUGCACCCCAAUCCCUGCUCUCCUUAUCUGCUGCCUGGCUACUGUGGUCAUCAUGCUGGUUGGAGACACCUACACGUUAAUUAACUACGUGUCCUUCAUCAACUACCUCUGCUACGGAGUGACAAUAAUAGGCCUGCUUGUGCUACGGUGGAAACAGCCUCAGAUCUUCAGACCCAUCAAGGUAAACCUCCUGGUUCCAAUCACUUACCUGAUCUUUUGGGCCUUUCUCUUAAUCUUCAGUUUUUAUUCUGAGCCAGUGGUCUGUGGCAUUGGACUGAUUAUCAUCUUAACUGGAGUGCCAGUGUUUUUUCUUGGCGUGUACUGGCAAAACAAACCAAAGUGUGUAAAUAGAAUAACAGAAUCUUUAACCCACUGGGGCCAGAAGAUCUGUUUUGUUGUCUAUCCUCAGAAGGGAUCUCCUGAAGACGAUCUACCUUUCGCCGAUUAUCCCUCUCAAGAAGUCAAAAGACCUUAAAAAAAACAAUGAUACUUUUUACAGAAUAAGUAGAUUUUGUUUACAUUAUGGCAUUU